This is a messenger RNA of Lampris incognitus (smalleye Pacific opah), 2973 nucleotides long. RefSeq names its product transcription factor Sp3-like. The transcript has 8 exons. Gene Ontology annotation, molecular function: DNA-binding transcription factor activity, RNA polymerase II-specific; RNA polymerase II cis-regulatory region sequence-specific DNA binding. NCBI's taxonomy places the organism in Eukaryota, Metazoa, Chordata, Actinopteri, Lampriformes, Lampridae. The coding region runs from base 763 to 2718 and encodes 651 amino acids. The record is from RefSeq and is a predicted model, not a curated record. Gene Ontology annotation, biological process: regulation of transcription by RNA polymerase II.
UCAACAUUUUUGGCUUAAGUACUUCUCCUAAUGCCGAAAGUCCAUCGACUCAACUAAAAUCCACUAAGAUUGAACUGCAUUCCAUCUUCGACUGGUCCAACAACAAACAGGAAACGCUCAUUGUAUAAAAACGACUGACAUUUUGGUUGGCCAUAGAUUUCUGCCUCAACCUGACGACCAACCAAUCACUUUAGAGAAGAACGGCGGGACUUCCUGUAAUGUGAUGCAAAUUCUACGGUCAAGCUUGUUAGUCCCACCUUUUUGUGUUUCCCGCACCGUCAAUCAAAAUAGAAAAAAAAAUCGACCCGAAUUCACCGAUCAACACUAGCCCGCCUUUGAUAAAAUAAUCAUGUUCGGAGUUUAGUUGAUCAGAUAAUCUUCCGAUUACUACCAUUCACGCUAUGACUGGUACGUAACAUUUUACGCAUCGAAGCGUAAAACUAAUCGGUGAGUUUCUGUAACCUAUUGCAAAGCUGCGUCUUUUAAUCUUUCGCUUGGAGCCCGAGUGCUAGCAAGAUAUGGUUAGCCAACUAGCUAACUGGUUAGCCGCGGAGUCAACAAAGUAAACAUUCGAUCUGAGCCAAAAUUGCCCCUGAAUCUUCGCUGCAAAGUUAAGUUUCGCGGUCAACCCCUUUUGGACCGAAGAGUGGGGAUGUUUUGCGAGCUUUUCUGGGGGGCAAGAGUCGAAGAUUGCUGAGUUUCGCUCAGUUUCCCCCCUCUCUCUCCCUGCUAGCGCCAGAGCAGCCUUUGAGACAAGAAGAAAUGGCGUCCGCGGACGUGGACAGCAGUCAAAGCGAGUUUCUGCAGCACGGCGGCGGAGCGGAAACACAGACAACAGACAUGUCAGCCAUUCAGCUUACGGGCCCAGAUCGAUGGGAGGUGUUGACUCCGGUCUCGACUGGGAAGGAAGAUCAUGGAGUCGUUCAGAUUCCUAACUCGGGAAUCGUUACGUCCAACGGGCAGUAUGUGCUUCCAAUUGGAAGUAUUCCCAACCAGCCCAUCUAUGUUACAGCAUCUGGGAAUGAGGCCUCAGCCAAUGGAGUGUCCGGCAUUCAGUACCAGGUUAUCCCCCAGAUCCAAAAUGCAGAUGGGACACUUGCAGGUUUCUCAGCGCAGGGGUUGGAUGAUGGCACGGCUCAGAUCCAGCUCAUACCUGAUGGCGGCCAGGGCAGCCUCGGAAUCAGUGUUGCCACCACAACAACCACGGACCUUCUAACGCAGACAGGGCAAGUGCAGUCCAUCCAAGGCGUCUCAUUGGCUGGGGGUUCAGCGUACACUGGCACAGUACCGGUGGGGCUGCCUGGCAACAUAACCUUUGUUCCCAUAAACAGCGUGGAUCUAGAGUCACUAGGGCUAUCGGGUGCUCAGACUAUAGCAACGGGCGUGACAGGGUUAACUGCUGAUGGUCAGCUGAUUAUGGGUGGCCAAACGUUGGAGAGUCAGGGUCAGGAGGAUGCUGCCAAACAGCCACUAGUGACAGUGAGCGAUGCUAACACUAACCCAGAGCUCUAUGUGCCAACUACCACCACUUCCUCGUCCACUUCCUCUCAACUUCCAGAGACCAUCGAUGGCACUGGUGUUCUCACCCAAGCGACAGCUGUGUCGGCUGGCAUCUCUGAUCCCUCCUCAGAAAACUACAACUCCCACAACCACCUGCAACAAAUCCAGGUGUCAACUUCGAAUGCAUCCACUAUCUCCCACCCCAUCCUGCACCUGUCUGGGGACAGCCAGGCCCAGGUGGCUCAGGGUCAGGACCUGGCGGCAGCAGCUGGUCAGACUCUCCAGAGCGUCCAGCUGGUCAACCCAGGAACUUUCCUCAUCCAGGCGCAAACUGUCACUGCCACAGGACAGAUCCAAUGGCAGACCUUCCAGGUUCAGGGUGUUCAGUCUCUCCAGGGUCUCCAGCUGCCCCAGAGCCAAGGCCAGGCCCAGCAACUGACCCUGGCUCCAGUCCAGACCCUCCCUCUAGGGCAAGCUGGACAGGUUAGCUUGCCAAACCUCCAAACAGUCACUGUCAACUCCGUUACGCAGGCUGGAGGGCAUUACACACAGGGAGAAGAUGGAGGUAGUCCAGCUGACAUUCAGAUAAAGGAGGAGCCAGACUCUGAGGAGUGGCAGCUGAGUGGGGAUUCCACCCUGAACCCCAGUGACCUGUCCAAUCUACGGGUUCAGAUGGGGGACGAGGACAUGGACACACCCAGCGGGGAGGGCAAGAGGCUCCGCAGGGUAGCCUGCACCUGCCCCAACUGCAAAGAAUCGGGAGGAAGAGGCUCCGGCAUGGGUAAGAAGAAGCAGCAUAUCUGCCACAUUCCAGGCUGUGGGAAGGUCUACGGGAAGACGUCCCACCUCCGAGCCCACCUGCGUUGGCACAGCGGGGAGAGACCCUUCGUGUGCAACUGGAUGUUCUGCGGCAAGAGGUUCACCAGGAGCGAUGAGCUCCAGAGACACAGGAGGACGCACACAGGAGAGAAGAAGUUUGUGUGCACAGAGUGUUCAAAGAGGUUCAUGCGUAGCGACCACUUGGCCAAGCACAUAAAGACUCACCAGAAUAAAAAAGGCGGAGUAGCCGCCUCCUCGUCUCCGCCGUCUAGCGACACUAUCAUCACCGCUGACGGAACCACACUCAUCCUCCAGACAACCACCACCCACGACCUCGUAGCCAAUCAGGAGAUCCCCUUGCAGCUGGUCACUGUGGCACCCGGUGAGGUCAUGGAAUGAGAGGAGGAGGGGCUUAUUAUAAACUGGCCAAUCACAGGGACCUCUUGGGCUUUUCUCUUACUUUUUUUUUUUUUUUACAUAUGAAUAUAUACAUAAAUAUAUAUAACAAAUAUAUAUUUUAAGUAAGAGUUAUCAUGACUUUAUGUUUGUUUUGCAGUCUUUUUAUAGGCGGGCAAAAAAAAUUUACAUGGAAAUGUGGUUGCUAUGUACACACGCGCAAACACAGGAAAACAUGCAUAGACACUCAAGCACGAC